AUGGCUGAAGAGAGUAGCGAUAUUGCCAAUUUGAAGUUAAGAGGGAAUUUCGGCUGCAACGUUAUCGCAGCUUGUUGCUUGCUAGAUUUUAACACCGGGGAGGGGGUACAUGUGAAUUGCCUCUAUCUUACCGUCUUUCUUCUUUCCACAUCAAUCUUUCUAGUAUUAUUUUCAGAUUUCAAUGUAUUCCUUGAGAUACUAAAGUAUUGUUCAUUGAAAGUGAAGUCAAAAAUGCAUGAAGAAGUUGAGGAGCAUUCUUCAUUAUCAACUUACUUAUUAUCGAAUCAGAUAUGUAUAGAGCAUAUACUUAGUAUGCUACUUAAAUCCUCCAUGCUUGUUAUUGGUGUGACAUCAAGAUAUCCAUAUUCUUUAGAAAUUAUUUUUCGAUUUGCUCUAAUAGAACAAAUCACAUAUAUUGUACUCCUGUUCGUUUUCAUGCCAUCAAUUGCAAGGAUACUAAUAUCUUUGAGUUUACAAAGGAUGAAUUGUAAAAAAAGCGGAAAAUGUUCCAUUCCAGAUCAGAAUCUGUCUAGCUCAACGCACAUGCAUACGCACAAUGAUUCGUGUUCAGACGUCUGCUGCUGCUCCGGCCAUGCGAAACGUCGACCUGUAGAUAUCAAUAUGAGCCUUGUGAAUUGUAAUAACAAGAAGCAACCGAAUUGUCCGCAUGCAAUACAUCGUACUGCUGUUAUAAUAGUAAUUAUUGGUUUGAUAAUACUUCAUGUGCAUAAUCUUUACUCUGAGUGGAUUUCUUCCCCAGCCGAGCACAACUCAAGUCAGCACAAUGAAGAAGAAGUUCUUCCUAUCUUGAUUGAUUUAUCAGAUAAUGGCAUCAUCACUGGCGUCUACCACCUCGUGUUUAGCUUAUUUCGAGUUAAGAAUGCAACUUUGGUUGGCUAUUGUUUUGUUGGUGUGCUACUACUUUACAGGAGGAUCAGAUUGCAUAAGUCGCUUAGAUCAGAGUUGCUUAACUUAGAUCUACCUGUUAAAAGUGAUGUCCUACUUACGGAUCAGAUAGAGAAAUUUCCAGUGGAACAGAAUCAUCUGAAAGAAAAAGUGGACAAUAUAUCAAGACGACGGCAAACAAGGAAACGGAUUUACUGUGACACUAAGGAAGACGGCAAUGAUGAUAUUGAAAUGGAGUUUGUACAUGUUCUGCCGGCUGUCAGUACCAACAGAAAUGACCAGGAAUCCACCACGCCUGGUUUAUUCAUCGAUUUGGAUGUACUCACCGAGAAGAUAAAACAGGGUUUAGGACAUGAACUAUCCGAUGUGGAGAUUUUACAGUUAAUCUCACAUGGACGACUAAAAACGCGUGAAUUAGAAUCCGUAGUACCACAUAAUCCAACCAGAGCUGUUGAACUUCGACGUUUGGAUUUAUCAGUUAAUCUGUUGAAUAAUAAUCCCCAUGUCAUUGAACGUAUUCCAUAUAAAGAUUAUGAUUAUCGAUUAGUGCAUGGUCAGUGUUGUGAAGAGGUGAUCGGUUAUGUACCUAUACCAGUUGGAAAAAUUGGGCCUCUCCUGUUGGAUGGUCGAUCACAUUACAUCCCCCUGGCUACAACUGAAGGCUGUUUGGUGGCCAGUACAAAUCGAGGAUGUCGUGCAAUCUUUUUAGCUGGUGGUGUCAAAAGUGUCGUGUAUCGGGAUCAAAUGACAAGAGCUCCUGUCGUCUACUUCCCUUCAAUUACAGAGUCAGUUGAAUUCAUCGGAUGGAUUGAUUCCGAAGAAGGAUUUCAGACGUUGAAAGCAGCUUUUGAUAAGACGAGUGCCCACGUCAACCUGCUGUCGGUAUUUGCUAGUCCAGCUGGUCGAUACGUUCAUAUUCGAUUUGCAGCGCGUACUGGGGAUGCUAUGGGUAUGAAUAUGGUAAGCAAAGCAACUGAUAGUGCUUUGCAUUGCCUUCAAAAACAGUUUAGUAGGAUGCAGGUGAUUUCACUAAGUGGAAAUAUGUGUACAGAUAAAAAGCCGGCAACGAUCAACACAAUUCUUGGUCGUGGUAAAUCUGUCAUCGCGGAAGCACGUCUCCCGGCUAACGUCUUAGCUCAAGUGUUGCACACCAAUGCACAUCGGUUAGCACGAUUAGCACAUGCAAAGAAUUGGAUAGGCUCAUCACUGGCCGGCUGUUCAGGUAUAAUGGGAUCGAAUGCUCAUGCGGCGAAUAUUAUCGCUGGAAUGUUUGCGGCCACUGGUCAAGAUUUAGCUCAGGUGAUUGAUUCCUCGGCGUGUUUAACGCAACUGGAAGUUGACGCCUCAGAUGAUUCACUGAUAGCCAGUGUUACAAUGCCGUGUAUAGAGGUUGGUACAGUUGGUGGAGGUACCCGACUGCCAGCACAACGUGCAUGUCUUGACCUAUUGGAUUUAAGUGUGGAUCGACCAACUGAACAUUUGUCACGUUUGAUUGCUGGAACUGUGCUUUCCGCAGAACUCAGUCUACUCGCAGCUUUGGAUACAGCUGAUUUGGUCAAAGCACAUAUGCAUUUGAAUCGGGCGAAGACGUCAACAACUACUCAGGUGCCUAACAACAACAACAACGCGAACACCAUGAACAACAACAACAACAACGGUAAUGGCACCAAUGAUAAUCCUGAUCCUGCUGCACCAGAUCAUCAUCCUGUUGGAAAUUGUCAUUCAGACGUGCAGACAACUACUGGUCAUUCAGCAGUUGUGGGAGUGCAUGAGAAGCGAUUCUCUGUUAAAAAAAGCGAUCCAGCAAUGAUGAAUUCAGAGAUAUCGCAUUACAUUAUGUAA
Molecule: messenger RNA, 2748 nt
Organism: Trichobilharzia regenti
Lineage: Eukaryota; Metazoa; Platyhelminthes; Trematoda; Strigeidida; Schistosomatidae
Source: the annotation of a GenBank genome assembly